ACUACAACUUGUUGCUUUUGACCAGUGGACAGAACUCACUUUUCAACAUCGGAAAUGGCUUCUGAAAAAUCCUUCCACAGCAGGAUGUUUUUCCUCUGCCCUGUGUGCAAAAAGGCUCCUCACUCUCUUCCUGGGCAUCUCAGGGAGGUGUGUAUGAGGAACAGCACAAAGGCAGAGAUCCAGGCUGUCGUCAUAGAGGCCAAGAAGGAGUUGUCCGAAUUCUGUCACAGAGGACGUUUCUGGGAGUUUGGAAAAAUUCGUGACAUAUUGGACUCUACUAAUCCUCUGGCCAGGAUGAUUGCGGAGAUGCAGUCAAGGGGGUUGGUCAUUAAUAACUUACCUUCACUCCUCCCGGAACCAGCUCGAUCGACUACAUCAUCUGUGUCUCAAAGCUCUGGAGAAGGUGCAGAAGGUCCAGUUGAGCCUCCAAAUGAGCCCUUAUCUGACGAGAGCUCUGGAGAGUACUAUCAGAGCACUGUUGGACCGAAGUGGACCUCUUCCGUAAGGGUGGAAAUGGUCAAAAAAGGCUUAUACAAUAAGCACUCCAUUGACCACCCCCUUCUAGCAGGAUUUAAUAAGGACCUGCACAUUGACCUAGGACAUAAAAACAGCAAACAAGUAGUGGAAACAGUGUCCAGGUUCUUACAUUACAUGGACCCCACUGAGCCAAACUUGAUGUUUGUUCGUCAGGUGGAGAAAGUGCGAGAGUACUUUAACAUCUUGUCAGAUACAAAGCUCUCAAAAUGGACAGUGUUCAACUACUGGAAGAGUCUCAAGAGGUUCAUGAAAUACAUUAUUACCUCCACAGACAUUCGCCACAACAAUCCAUCUCUGUUCCAGGACUGUGAGAGUUUUUUGGAUGUGCUGUAUGAAAUAGAGAGUGCUAUGUCCAAAAAAGUAAGCAUGGAGGUCACAGGGAAAAAAUCAGAGCUUGGGAAUGGCAAAGAAAUUUUGCCAAAGGACUGCCUUGCUGUUUUGGAGGCUGCAUUCAAAGAUUUCCAGGCCGUGAUAUGCAAAAUGCAGGAUCCAGGAGCCAUCACAGGGGACUGUUUGACUAAAAAUGAACGGCUGCUCGUCCUGUACUACCUGGAGGCUAUUAUCAUGCUGAAGCUACUUCAGCGACCUGGUGUAGUGACACAGAUGACUGUUGAGGAUUGGGAGGGGAGAAGCCGGAUAGAGAAUGGUGUCUGUGUUGCAGUGAAGGAGCACAAAGUAGCGCUGUCACACGAACAGGAACUUUGGUUUGACUUGUACUUCAAUGAGGUGCGGCCAGCAAUGCUACAAGAAAACCGCACCGGCGACGAUGUGGCAGUUGAUUCAUUUUUUGUGUCAAGUAGUGGGAGAUCGAUUUAUAACCCCUCCAAUGACUUAAAAAGACUACAUGACAAAUACAGUCUCCCCAGUGUGACCUUUGGCGAUGCCCAGAGAGCGUUUGAGGCAGCAGCACAAAACCUGAAGUCAGAAGUGGAGAGAAAUGUGUUGGCACGGCUGUUUGGGCACAUGCCAGAAACAGCUGAAAGGAACAACAUGAGGAGAACAUCUUCAGAUGCAUUUCUGGCUCUAAGUGUGCUAGAUCAGCUUGCUGGAAAAACACGACAAAGGUCCAGUAGAGCUUCCAGCCAAGAGACAAGGGUGGACGAAGAGACAGCCUACAAAACUCUUGAGCAGUUCUGUCCAGUGACUCUGGAGGGGCCUCCUCCAAAAAGGGCACGCAGGAAUGAGCUGUGUGGCUCAGAACAUGAGAGGCACUGCUAUGACCGCUGGCGUAGCGAGCAGCUCAAGCUGCGUGAACAGCAUGCUCUUGAACAUUUUGCUGGACAGCAGCCAUCAGAGUCCAAAAUAAACCGCUGGAUGGACAAACAAGGGUGGACAUCAAAUGUCCCACAGGCUUCAGUGGUUCUGAAGCAGUGGAAGCCUGUUGCCAGGUUGGACUCGGUCAUCGACAGCAGCUUUGUGCAUAAAAUGAUUUCGUCUCAACGCUGGAAAGGACUGACUGUCAGACCCGUCCCUGACAAGGGUGAUGGUGAUUUCACCAAAAAACCCUUUCAGAUUGGGGAGGUUGUCUGUGAAUACCACGGCCAGCUGGACCUGGACAUUUUUUUUUUAUAA
This is a messenger RNA of Danio aesculapii, 2109 nucleotides long. RefSeq lists its product as uncharacterized. Lineage: Eukaryota; Metazoa; Chordata; Actinopteri; Cypriniformes; Danionidae. The record is from RefSeq and is a predicted model, not a curated record. The transcript is spliced from 11 exons. The coding region runs from base 55 to 2109 and encodes 684 amino acids.